Molecule: messenger RNA, 1741 nt
Organism: Batrachochytrium dendrobatidis JAM81
Lineage: Eukaryota; Fungi; Chytridiomycota; Chytridiomycetes; Rhizophydiales
Exons: 4
Coding region: 87-1586 (499 amino acids)
Biological process (GO): protein phosphorylation
Cellular component (GO): nucleus
Molecular function (GO): ATP binding; protein serine/threonine kinase activity
Source: RefSeq, a predicted model, not a curated record
AACAUUUGCAAUGAGAGUGCCAUCAAAUAAAUAAAACUUCUUAUUCUGAUAUUAACCUAUCGUAUCUGGCAUUCACUUCUCCACACAUGUCACAGGCCGCCCUUACUGCAUUGCCUGUGUCUUCAGAUUCUAUUGCUGGUGCCAUCGACACUACUUCUACCGUCCAAGUUUUGGGUUUAAAACCUUCUCAAUCCACUCCAUCUUCUACUACUGUUUCGACUACGCCGAUGCCGGAUUCCAUGUCUGUUUCGACCGUGCAGCAGAAACAUUUACAGCAACAACUAUUCCAACAGCGUCAACAAACAAUGCAGCCAAAGGCUACUCCGCCCUCUGAUGGUGGUAAAGUAGCAUCUGGCCCUGCUCCUGGCCCUGAUGUCCAUCAAGCUGCUCCUAUUGCAAAACCCCAACCUGUUGCCUUCACUCCGUUUGCUCACAAUAUUCCUUCUGUUUCAGGACCUAUUUUGCCAUUCGAUGCUCGCUCUGUCCAAGUCUCUCAUCCAAAUACUUUGGCAUCAUCACACGAGGCUCAUCCUGCGACUGCACAGGCUCUACAAAAUCCAAUGCAGCGUCCUCAUUCUACUCAUGUAAAUCCUCCUCUUGCUACCAAUCUGCCUCCACCCGUACUGUUUGGAAGAAAGCUUAAAAUCGAGGAUUUGGAAAUUCGCAACACUCUUGGAACUGGAUCGUUUGGCCGCGUGCAUUUGGUUAAAUACAAGGCAUCUGGAAAACACUACGCUAUGAAGGUACUCCGCAAAACAGAAAUCAUCAAGCUUCGUCAGGUGGAGCAUACCCUCAACGAAAAGCACAUUUUGGAACAACUUAAUUUCCCGUUCCUUGUUCAAAUAUUUGGCACAUUCCAGGACUCGAACAACUUGUAUUUGGUGCUUGAAUACGUUCAGGGCGGUGAGCUGUUUUCUUACUUGAGAAAGAGUGGGCGCUUCUCCAAUCACGUUGCUCGCUUCUAUGCUGCCCAGGUUGUUAUGGCAUUUGAUUAUCUCCACACCAAAGAUAUUAUUUAUCGUGACCUUAAGCCCGAAAACUUGUUGAUAGAUGUUUUUGGAAAUAUCAAAAUCACCGACUUUGGGUUCGCCAAAUUCGUCCCAGAUGUAACUUGGACGCUCUGUGGUACUCCCGACUAUCUUGCACCAGAAAUUAUCCAAUCAAAAGGCUACGGGCGUGCUGUUGACUGGUGGGCACUUGGUGUCCUGAUAUAUGAGAUGCUGGCUGGUCAUCCACCAUUCUAUGAUGAAGAUCAUUUUAAGCUAUACGAAAAAAUUCUCCAGUGCAAACUUCGUUUUCCUCCUCAUUUCGACCCCAUGGCCAAAGAUCUUGUAAAACGGCUACUUUCUCCAGAUCUAUCUAAACGGUUUGGUAAUCUCAAAGAUGGAGUGCAAGACAUCAAACGGCACAAAUGGUUUGCAGGAGUCGACUGGGAAAAACUCAAAAAUCUAGAGAUUCCUGCCCCAUAUAUUCCUAAAGUCGCUCACGAGGGUGAUACCAGCAACUUUGAUGCUUACCCAGAAGAUCACGAGCCUUAUGGUGUAGUAGGCAACGAUCCAUACCGUGAAAAGUUCAAGGACUUUUAAUUUCCAAGCAAAGUACUAGAAAACAAUGGAAUUCAACAUACACCUUGUACUUUCCACUACUGCUCUCUUGUCUUGGACUCGACUCUUGCAGUUUGAUUUCUCGUACCGAUUUUUUCUAUCCGUUUCUUUUUUAAAAAAACUUAGUAUUCAGAUUU